Messenger RNA from Triticum turgidum subsp. durum (durum wheat), 627 nucleotides. NCBI's taxonomy places the organism in Eukaryota, Viridiplantae, Streptophyta, Magnoliopsida, Poales, Poaceae. The record is from the annotation of a GenBank genome assembly.
AUGUCGUCCUCCUCCUUGUCCAAGGCCAGAUUCGAGGGUAAAGGAGGCGGAGCCGGGAGAUCCAUAUCGCUGGCCGCCUCCAGGGCCAAGCUCGCCGCAGCCACCAAGAAAGCUACUACUACUAGUACAGCCGGAGGCGGGCGGGGCAAGGGCAAGGCGGCCAAGAAGGUCUUCUCCCUCACCGGCCAGAAGUUCGAAACACCAGAGGAGAGGGAGCCCCUGAGGAUCUUCUAUCAAUCGCUCUCCAACCAGAUCCCAUCCAGCGACAUGGCCGAAUUCUGGCUAAUGGAGCACGGCCUGUUAUCUCCGGAGAGAGCCAAGAAAGCCUACGACAGGAAGCUCAAACGGCAGCAGCAGAUCAAAUCAGGGAUCCCCAUCAAGUCGUCAAAUUCCACCACUGUCAACAAGCACAAUAACAACAAUAAACCUGCAGAGAGCUGGAAGAAACCUGUACCAGUGGUUUCUUCUUCUUCCACAGCGCGUCACAACACAGAUCAUUCCGCCGGCAAGGCCAAGAGAAGAGUCGAGUACAGCAGCGACGACGACGACGACGACAAAGAAUUCAUUGUCAAGCUCAAGAGACCCAAUUUCAACUCCAACUCCAAUUCCACUUCCAGGGGUGGCUGA